Molecule: messenger RNA, 207 nt
Organism: Cooperia oncophora
Lineage: Eukaryota; Metazoa; Nematoda; Chromadorea; Rhabditida; Trichostrongylidae
Source: the annotation of a GenBank genome assembly
AUGCAGCAAAAGGAUUUGAAAAAAGCCGAAGAAGAGCUUGCUAGUGCUCGGGACCGCUUCGAAAAUAAUGAGCGCGAACUUGAGUUAAAAGGAAUCCACAUUGAAAUGUACAAGAAGAUCCUCGCCAUCAAAGAUGAAUUCACAGGCCUUAGUGAUGACGAGACGUUAAAGAAGAUAGAAGGAGCUCAUCUGUUGGACAAGUACUGA